ACCAACGUGCUCAAGGUCAGGGUCAGGUCACGUUGAUCCUUUCCCAGAACAGCAGAAGGGUUUUAAGGAAGCAACGGCAGAGCGGACUGCCCAGUGUCAUUCUGUAGGUUGAGCCGAAGGUGGUGUUAGAUUUUGGUUGAUAAAAUGGAAUUGAAGGAAAAUUUGAAGAAGGAACCCACUUGGGUACAAUUACAGCAGUUCUAUGAUACGAAUGGAAGCCGACUUAACAUUCACGAAUUGUUCAAAACUAAUCCGGAUCGUUUUAAUAAAUACAGCCUCCAACUCACAACACCUGAAGAUGGCCCAAUUUUGCUCGACUAUUCCAAGAAUCGAAUCAAUGACGAGGUUCUAUCAUUACUCUUUCAAUUGGCCCGCGCUCGUGGAAUUGAAGCUGCAAGAAAUGCUAUGUUUUCUGGUGCCAAGAUCAACUUGACUGAAAAUCGAGCAGUCUUACAUGUUGCUCUCAGAAAUAGAGCUAAUGCUCCUAUUCUUGUUGAUGGUAAAGAUGUCAUGCCAGAUGUAAAUGCAGUGUUGAAUCAUAUGAAGGAGUUUACCGGUCAAGUGAUUUCAAAGCAAUGGACUGGAUUUACUGGGAAACCAAUUGAGGACGUAGUGAACAUUGGAAUCGGAGGUUCUGACCUGGGCCCUGUCAUGGUGACGGAGGCUUUGAAACCAUAUCAAAUUGGUCCACGGGUACACUUUGUGAGCAACAUAGAUGGUACUCAUAUUGCAGAAACUUUAAAAAAACUAAAUCCUGAAACAUGUCUAUUCAUAAUUGCAUCAAAAACUUUUACGACACAAGAAACGAUCACCAAUGCUACGUCUGCUAAACUAUGGCUUCUGGAAAAUUUGAAAAGCGAAGCAGCUGUGGCUUCACACUUCGUUGCUUUAUCCACAAACACAGAAAAAGUUAAACAGUUCGGUAUCGAUGAGAAAAAUAUGUUUGGAUUCUGGGAUUGGGUUGGAGGUCGCUAUUCUUUGUGGUCAGCGAUCGGUCUCUCCAUAUCCCUGUCCAUAGGUUUUGACAAUUUUGAGAAGCUUUUGAGUGGUGCCCAUUUCAUGGAUCAGCAUUUUUAUACAGCUCCGCUAGAAAAAAAUGCACCAGUAAUUCUGGCAUUGCUUGGAGUUUGGUACCACAAUUUUUAUGGUGCGGAAACUCAUGCGUUAUUACCAUAUGAUCAGUAUUUGCACAGAUUUGCUGCAUAUUUCCAGCAAGGCGAUAUGGAGAGUAAUGGAAAAUAUGUCACUCGAUCUGGAAAAACUGUUGAUUACAGUACAGGUCCGAUUGUCUGGGGAGAACCGGGUACGAAUGGACAGCAUGCAUUUUAUCAACUCAUUCAUCAAGGCACAAGACUGAUACCAGCGGAUUUCAUAGCCCCUGCAAUAUCGCAUAACAAAGUUCAGGGAACUACCCACCACAAGAUCUUACUUGCUAAUUUCUUGGCCCAAACUGAAGCUCUAAUGAAAGGAAAAUCCGAAUCUGAGGCUAGAGAAGAACUUCAAAAAGCUGGAUUGAGUCCUAGCGAAAUCACAACGCUUCUUCCACACAAAGUAUUCCAAGGAAACCGACCUACUAACAGUAUUGUAGUCAAAGGAGUUACUCCAUUUACACUAGGGGCACUUAUCGCAAUGUAUGAACAUAAGAUCUUCGUGCAAGGAAUUAUUUGGGACAUCAAUUCAUUCGACCAAUGGGGUGUGGAAUUAGGAAAGCAGUUGGCUAAAGCUAUAGAGCCAGAACUGAAAAACAACGAAAAUAUUACCAGCCAUGAUUCCUCAACGAAUGGGUUAAUUGCAUUCAUCAAAGCACAUAGCCAAUAAGCAUUUGAUUGAUUGUACAGUGUGGAGUUGGGGAAACAGUUAACACUGGAAAUUCUGCCAAUGCUUUCUCACAACGGUUCCAUCAAUACCAAAGACUCUUCUUCGAAUGGAUUGAUCAAUUUCAUCAAGAGUCAGAGCUGUAUGUGCACUUCAGUCACUUGUGACACGUCGGAAUCAGAACAUAAUUUAUUUAUCUAGCCAACCAUGUAUUACUUUGGUGUCAGUCUGCUUAUUGUUAGUAAAAGUUUGUCUUCAUCACUCAGAAUCGUAUGUUAGUAAAUGAAUUGAUGUAAAUUAGAUGUGGAAAUGAUCAUAAUAUUCACAGGCUUUUUAUCCCUGACUUUCAUUCAAUUCUUCACAAUAUAUGUAUACCUAAUUACAUAAUCAUGAUAUAUUGUCAGUCAUUUAUCAUUCAGUUUGCUAUUGAUGAUAUUAGUGGUUCUAAAUUACUGCAUAUGAUCAUAGGUGAAAAAAAAACGUAGGUUUUCUGUUUAUUUACAAAUAUUAUAUACUUUGUUAUACAUGUGUAUACAUGAUUUAUAUUGAAUUUUUACACUUACAAUUAGCCAGUUCCCUGAAUUGAUUCAUAACAGAAAUCUAUUUCAUUGGCAUUUAUCUUCGGUCCUGCAUGUCAGUCGCCAAUGUGAAUUCACAAAGUUAGAAGAUUUGACAAAUAAAUCAUUUGUCUCUAUCUUAUCUUCGUUAUCUUGAUUGCAGGUGUUGCAUAAACACCAAUGUUAAAAUAUUGUCAUUUUUGACCGCACAUGUUAUACUACUCGCAAUAAAACGAAAAUUCUCUGGA
Molecule: messenger RNA, 2620 nt
Organism: Athalia rosae (coleseed sawfly)
Lineage: Eukaryota; Metazoa; Arthropoda; Insecta; Hymenoptera; Athaliidae
Gene: Pgi
Product: glucose-6-phosphate isomerase
Exons: 11
Coding region: 145-1818 (557 amino acids)
Biological process (GO): glucose 6-phosphate metabolic process; glycolytic process; gluconeogenesis
Cellular component (GO): cytosol
Molecular function (GO): glucose-6-phosphate isomerase activity; carbohydrate derivative binding; monosaccharide binding
Source: RefSeq, a predicted model, not a curated record